Molecule: messenger RNA, 1289 nt
Organism: Populus euphratica (Euphrates poplar)
Lineage: Eukaryota; Viridiplantae; Streptophyta; Magnoliopsida; Malpighiales; Salicaceae
Product: putative methyltransferase DDB_G0268948
Exons: 2
Coding region: 267-1058 (263 amino acids)
Molecular function (GO): S-adenosylmethionine-dependent methyltransferase activity
Source: RefSeq, a predicted model, not a curated record
CAUGAGAUACAUUGAAUUAAGUCAAAAGUCUUUCAUAAUUAUUAAGAAAGAAUAAUUAGUCAAACCAAAUGGAAGCAUCAAAAUUGGCUACCCAUGAAAAAUAGAUAAUGCAUCCCCUGUUAUUCAUUCCCUCCAGCCUGCCAAUAUGUUUUCAUUGUCCUUGUGACAAUAUCUUGAAAAAUGAAACCCAUAUAAAUGGUGGAGGAGCAAGAUAAGCCAAUCACAUCCAUUUUUAAAUAGCAAAACAAGCUCACAAAAAGGAAGAAAUGGCCGAGCUGUUCGUUAAUCAGGCAAAACAAUAUGCAGAGACAAGGCCUAGUUAUCCUCAAGAACUGUUCCAAUUCAUUGCCUCAAAAACUCCCGCUCGUGACCUUGUAUGGGAUGUUGGCACAGGAAGUGGGCAGGCUGCUCGAUCGCUAGCUGGGAUAUACAAGCAUGUAACAGGAACAGACACAAGCCUGCAACAACUGGAAUUUGCACCAAAACUUCCCAAUGUGAGCUACCACCAUACGCCUUCAGUUAUGUCAAUGAGUGGACUUGAACGGACUGUGUCAACACAAUCUAGUGUUGAUCUAGUGACUAUUGCUCAGGCCAUGCAUUGGUUUGAUCUCCGUGCAUUUUACCAACAAGUUAAAUGGAUACUCAAAAAUCCUGAUGGGGUCAUUGCUGCUUGGUGCUACACAAUUCCUGAAGUCAAUGACUCUGUAGACUCAGUCCUCAAUCCAUUUUACUCCAUUGAUUCUGAUCCCUACUGGGAACCGCAGCUUAAAUUGAUCGACGACAAGUAUAUGAGCAUUGAUUUUCCCUUUGAGCCAGUUGAAGGAGGUGAUCAUACAGGACCAUUCAAGUUUGUAUCAGAGAAACUGAUGGAUUUAGAUGAGUAUUUUACGUACCUAAGGUCAUCGUCCGCCUAUCAAACGGCGAAGACAAAGGGUGUGGAGCUACUGAGGGAUGAUAUGAUCGAAAGUUUCAAGCGUGCUUGGAAUGAAGAUGGGCACGACCACAAAGUUGUCAAGUUUCCUGUUUUCCUGAGGAUUGGCAAGGUGGGAAAUGCAUGAGAUUGUAAAUCAAAUGGUUCACUAACUAGAUAAAUGGAAAAUAAAGUCAGGCUGAAAGUUAAGAUGUUCCUCAAUGAAAAGUUCUCUGUUGAUCAAUGUAAUGCUCAUGGAAUUAGAAUGUGGUGUGUCUUGUCUUGACGACUCUACCCCUUGAAGGCUGCUGCUUAAUGUCUUUGUUUUAGUCAAAAUGUCCAAUCUUCCACCAUCAAUAAGUUGGUAUUCGACCAAACA